GUCAACAGGAAACCAACAACCGUCACACACAAUUUGACAUAAAUUAUUCACAAAGUACCAUCUUUGGAGCUGGGUGAUUUUUCAAGAAGAUUGGUAUUUGAUGAGUUGUUGGACCUUCACACACCCAGCAUUGACAUCAUGACGUAAGCGACAAGACUCUCGUGAUACUUCUUUUAAAAGGUCAGCGCCACACGAUGGAAGGCAGUUGUAUGGAACUAGCCUUGGAAGGAGAGCGGCUUUGCAAGGCGGGCGACUGCCGCCGAGGUGUACAGUUCUUCGAAGCAGCCGUACAGGUGGGCACAGACGACCUCAAGACACUCAGCGCCAUUUAUAGCCAGCUGGGAAAUGCAUACUUUUAUCUCCAGGAAUAUGCAAAAGCUUUGGAGUUUCAUAAACACGAUUUAAACUUAGCCAGGACUCUCGGUGAUAAAUUAGGAGAAGCCAAGGCCAGUGGGAACCUCGGGAACACAUUCAAAGUUUUAGGGAAGUUUGAUGAGGCGAUAGCAUGUUGCCAGCGCCACCUUGAUGUGUCGAGAGAACUGGACGAUAAGGUGGGGGAGGCAAGGGCGCUAUACAACCUCGGAAAUGUUUACCAUGCCAAAGGAAAACAUGCGGGGCGCAGUGCUCAUCAAGACCCGGGGGAAUUCCCACCAGAAGUCAAAGACUCAUUACAGAAGGCAGCUGAAUAUUAUGAAGCCAAUUUGGCCAUUGUAAAGGAACUUGGAGAUCGAGCGGCCCAGGGCCGGGCUUGUGGUAACCUAGGAAACACUCAUUACCUCCUUGGGAACUUCAAACAAGCCAUUACAUACCAUGAAGAGAGAUUAGCCAUUGCAAAAGAAUUUGGUGAUAAAAGUGCUGAACGGCGAGCGUACAGCAAUCUUGGUAAUGCUCACAUAUUUCUAGGAGAUUUUGAAUUAGCAGCAGACCAUUACAAACGUACGUUACAAAUUGCCAAACAACUCGGUGAUAAAGCGCUCGAGGCUCAAGCGUGCUACAGCCUUGGGAACACAUACACAUUAUUACGAGAUUACGACCGUGCGAUCGAAUAUCAUACGAGACAUUUGAUGAUCGCCCAGGAUCUAAGCGACCGGGUCGGUGAGGGUCGGGCGUGCUGGAGUCUAGGCAAUGCUCACACGGCGCUCGGUAAUCAUGAGAAGGCGUUGUAUUAUGCCACUCGCCAUCUAGAUAUUUCAAAAGAGAUUGGAGAUCAUACCGGCCAGGCGACAGCGCAAAUGAAUCUCGCUGAUCUGAGGACUGUCCUAGGAAUUCAUGCAAGUUCGAAAUCUAUUGAUGAAAAUGCUGAAAACAUUAGCCUCAAUACGACAGACCGUAGCAGUAUUGCUUCCACCACUACAGAUUCAGAUGAAACAGGUCUGAAAAUCCCGCGUGCACGGCGGCGGAGUAUGGAAAAUAUGGAAUUGAUGAGUCUGACACCUGACAAGCUUGAACAACAAGAGAAAGCGAAGGGCGCGAACGGUGCCAGGCCAAAGGUCAGAGUUCAAAAGGCAGCGACAGUAUCGUCUGAUCUGAGCGGGUCAGGAUUACACAAAUACCCGUUACAACGACAGCGGCCGGUAUCAACGUCAGACAUGCCCAUUCUAACAGCACAGGCAACAAAGAAAGUGAACCCGGAUGAAGAUGGAUUCUUUGAAUUGAUCACCAAGUUCCAGAGCAGACGCAUGGAGGAUCAGCGAUGUUCAAUGCGAUUGUUACAACACCAGAACUCAGUUGGCAACUCAGUCGGUCUCCCAAAACCUGCUCCCAAACCAGAAGUAGGAAAAGCCACAACCAAACAUAAAGAAGAGUUCCUCGACAUGGUGGCCGGCCUCCAGAGUCAGAGAAUGAACGACCAGCGAGCAAAUCUGCCACAGUUCCCGGGGCUCCAUCAAAGCCAGGCUGUCAGGGAAUUAUUACAGAAACAGGGAACAAUACCCGAUGACUCCUUCUUUGAGAUGCUGAUGCGGUGUCAGGGAUCAAGAAUAGAAGAACAACGUAGUGCCUUGCCCCCGGAGAAUAAAAAGAUGGCGCCGACCGUUCCCGACGAGGAUUUCUUUAGUUUAAUUCAACGCGUCCAAUCAAGUCGCUUGGAAGAACAACGGACUGAGUUGCCGCUGAACGCGCCAAAAAACCUUAAGGCAAAACCAGGCAGUAGUCGGAAGAAAAAGAAAUGAUUACUGCAUUAGUUUUAGGCUUAUUUUAUUCUUAGGAAAUUCUCAAAACAACAUUCAAAAAUGGCAAUUUAGAGGGAUGCCUUCAAAAAUUUUAUAAAAAUGUUCCCCUCUUCACCAAAAUUGUGAGGUGUUUUUUAGUCAGAUUUGAGUAUUUUGUGCAAAAAAAGCUGAAGAUGCCAAUACGAUGUGAUAUCAAAAGGGCUUAAAAAAACAUAAACAUCUGGUUAAAAUUUUUUUACUUUCCCCUCGAAAUUGUUGUUUUUGAUCAGAAGUUGGGAGAUUGUCGCUCUCGUUCAUGUUAUCUAGAUUCGCAUCUUCCAAUCAUAUAGUUCAUCUUCGAGGACCGCAGAUAGGUGGAUCAUAAGCUGUAGGAUUUCUGCUGAAUUUUUUUUGGGCUGGGAGGGUAAAAUUUUGUCUGAGCCCACGUUGAAUUUCAAGUGAGGUAUUUUUCCUAACAGUUUAUGAUGAGAGGUUGAAAAAAAGUUAUCAAAUCGUAACAUAUAAAGCUCUUUGCAAUCAUGAAUGUAAUUUGAAAAACUGGCAAAUAUUGUUGUUAUGGAGAUAGGAAGAACAAAAGUGCAUUUUACGUUCUGUGAUAAAAAAUUCGAAAUCUAUGUGGACUCUUCCACCAAUUAAUCCAAAGUUUUCGAAGGUUGAACUGCGCAUUUUUGGAAUAAGUUAGUUUUAAUCUGUCAUCAUGUUAUAGUUACUAUUUUUACAAAAUGAAGGAAAUCAUAAAAAUGGAGGAUACGAAAUAUAUAAUUGAGAGAAGGUCAAACUUUAUGAUCAGAAACUUGUGGAUAACGCCUAAGUUUGAUCUUCCAGUGGAUAUGUUUGGUCAGUAAGGCCAGCAGUAAAUGCAGUCUCUGGCAUACAGGAUUUAACGGCAGUGACGUGAAUUCUGGAAGAGUUGCCUGUAGAAACCAGGUGGAUAGUCCUUGACCUUCGACUUCUAAUGUCAUGAUUGAGGAAUUGGGAUUAUGUGUUGUGACCUUUGAACCUUGCAUGCAUAUUCAAAUGGAAAUAUAUUUUGAAUAACCCUGCAGUGAAAUUUCUGGAUCGUGUUGACGUUUAGGAAUCCUAGAAGUUUCACAUUUUAUCAUUUACUUUCUGUUUUAGCAUUUAGCCAAAGUUACACUCUAGUCCUGUGAACUUUCAGCAGCAAUUAAACAUUAGAGUGAAAGGGAUGUGUUGAGGAGAAAUAAACUGUCCUCAUUUGACACAAAAAACUGUUGGAUUUAAUGAUGCUGCAAAUUUAGAAGAUUGUGGUGUGAAACCGUGAUUAUGCCUGGCUAAGGAUCUGAAAUGACCUUUACCUCAUCUAUAACCAACCUGUGUUCAGUUAUUUGACCAGUCAGACCAAUUCCUAAUUCAGUACAGCCAUUUUUUCAUUCAGUCUGGGAACUUGGCAAUCUAUUGUCAACUUGUCGAGUUGUUGCAGUAAAAAAAAAUUUAUCAAAUGUUAUACGUGAUGAUAUUUAUUUAGAAAUACAUAUAAAAACUUUGGUGGGAAAAAAAAUAGGAAAAAUAUUAUUAGGGCGUCGGUCCUUUUCAUCUCUGUGUGUACAUUUGUUAGUUAUUUUUAUCUUCCAGAAAGAAAUUGUAAAUUUUGUACAUAGGACUCUUAAAAAUCAUUUGCUCAUGGUUGCAAAGCAACGUGAUUUUAAUCAUUAAUUGUUGUGAGAAAUUGUUUAUAUGCUGGUCAGGUUGAAGGUUUUUCCAAAAAAAGGAUGCAAUAAUUCAUGAAAAGGUUUUGAUAAUUGUAUUGACUGCCUUGAUUGUUUAUUGUUUGCUAUGUAAAGUUGUGGAUUUUUUUUGUUUGAUGCAGGAUGCAGUUGCAGUGGUGUCUCCUGUAUGUAUUCUGCAACAAUUCAUGAACUUCCUUAAGCAAGAAUUCGGGACGUCUGCUCAGGUUUCAAUUGACACCUGUCACAAGCACAUGUAUUUAGAUUAUGGAAAAUGGCGAUUGGCGAAUCUAUAAAUUUAUUAAGAAUACAAAACAGAAGAUUAAUUAGUGAAAACCUUCCACUUGACCAGUGACUUAGUCUUAUAAACAAAUCGAGGUCUUUCAAUUUCAUCAUUGUUGGAAUUGUGUGUUUUCAUAAAAAAAUCCACAUAUACUUCAGUCAUGUUGUACAUUGUCAGUUAUCAUGUUAUCCCAACCUUUGCCCAAGGGACUUUCAUGGUAUGUAUCUGGACUGUUGCAUGGUUAAGAAUACACAGUGAAAAACCCUUGGGUACAAGAUUGCUCUUGUUUGUACUUCAGUCACGAUUGUCAUGUCAGUUUUUGACUCCGUCUCGCAAAUGAAGAAAAUAUUGUUGUUGUUUUUCAAAGUCAGUCAUUGUGCUUGUGCCUCAUCAAAAUGAAGAUGGCUCUAUUGGGAAAACCCACACUUUAUCAUACUGGAUAACAGUGAAAACGAAAGCUAUUAUAAUUGCGGGAAACAGGACAUGAAAUCCCACACAAUGAUAAUUAUGGGUAACAGAUGUUAUGGUGAGUUAUUUCUCCAUGUACUGGUCAUAUUUUACUCGUGAAAUUUGGCUGGUGGACCUUUUAUCCUACUAGGUCCAGAGAGCCCUGUGGCUGACUUUGAAAAUAUGUUUUGAAAUCCCAAUUGGGAUAUCUGUCCAUCGAGUCACUUGUUUUAGAAGUGGAAUUUUAAUCGUAAAAAAACAUAGGCUUUGAAAACAUAUUACUGAAAGGAUGUAAUUGUUUUUAGACUAUUUUUAUUCAAGAUGAAAUUGUAUAUUUUUCAUCUAAUGUUGAGAGAAAAGAUCAUAAUUAAAAUGUAUUUUGCUGGGAUACAGACCGUACUCUUUUCAAUUGAAUAGUGGAUGCAUAAGAUAUAUGACAGACUAUGCUGAAUAUAAUUAAGGGACCAAUGGACAAAUGAAAAUAAUGAUUUUGUGAAUAAAUAAUUGCAAGCCCUUUCCCAUUUAUAACAUUUACAUUGUCUAUUGCCUAAUUGGAAAUUAAUGAUGCUGGAUGUGGCAAUUAAGCCCCUUCCUGAGCUAAGGAAUGCGUCUUUGCCAUGGUCCUAUACCAGUGAGGUGUAUAUUGGGAAGAAGGAACAUUCGAAUACUCACCACCUCCCCCUUUCUAACAGUAAUGUGGCCCAAGACCUCUUCUUAGAUAUCUUGUAAAAUUUCAUGCCAUUCACCCCUGCCGCUCCCAAUUCAAGUUCCACUAUUUGAUUGAGCAUGUUGAGUGCAGUGUGUUCUGAUUUGCAUAAUAAGUAUCCAAGUGUCAGUUUUGGCUUCAGUUUGAUCUUGCAUCUGUGUUGUUAGGUUUUGGGCUUCUGUUGGGCCCAGACCAGCUGAUUUCAACCAACAAAAUAUUUAUCAAAAAUGAGUUAGAAAUGCUUUGCUUGUUACAGUAAGUGCUAUAAAAUGUGUUUUGAAUAAAGUAAGCUUACCAGGGCAGGAAUCUUCCAAUUAAUCACUAUCACUGGAAUCCUAAUGCUGGCUCCUGAUAGUAGCCAAAUUCCCCCUAAGUUCCAUUUAAGUAAAAUGAUUUUAGAUUAGUUUCUGUCGCUCUGAUUAAGUAUUGGAAAGUUUAUUGAUAAAUUUUAUUAUUUAAAUCAUGUAAGUCUAUGAAUAGCAUAAGUAUUUUGAAUGAAUUCCACACCUUGUAUAAAGACAUAGAAGAACCAGUGCAUUUUAAUGUAGAGUAUUCAUUGUAAAUAGAGACUUAUUCCUUAUGCUAAUAAAAUGUAAAUAUACACAAAA
Molecule: messenger RNA, 5900 nt
Organism: Lineus longissimus
Lineage: Eukaryota; Metazoa; Nemertea; Pilidiophora; Heteronemertea; Lineidae
Product: G-protein-signaling modulator 2-like
Exons: 15
Coding region: 195-2171 (658 amino acids)
Biological process (GO): establishment of mitotic spindle orientation
Cellular component (GO): cell cortex
Molecular function (GO): G-protein alpha-subunit binding; GDP-dissociation inhibitor activity
Source: RefSeq, a predicted model, not a curated record